Xiphias gladius (swordfish) is the source of this 3100-nucleotide messenger RNA. It is a transcript of the gene pxna, whose product is annotated as paxillin a. Gene Ontology annotation, biological process: transforming growth factor beta receptor signaling pathway; endothelial cell migration; substrate adhesion-dependent cell spreading. The transcript is spliced from 11 exons. The record is from RefSeq and is a predicted model, not a curated record. The coding region runs from base 399 to 1988 and encodes 529 amino acids. NCBI's taxonomy places the organism in Eukaryota, Metazoa, Chordata, Actinopteri, Istiophoriformes, Xiphiidae.
GCGCGUGUGAGAGUGUGUUCUGUUAGCGCAAACACACAACGCUCGCGCUAGAGAUACAUUCAACCGAAUUACUGUGGGUUUUUUGUUUUUGUCUGGAGCUCGGUAACGGUAACUGUUGUCUGCUUUGGUCAGCAGCGUAUAUUUGUCCAGACAGGUUAAGUUAUCCAGGUUCAGCUGAGCUCACCGAGAGGUUACGUGCCCAGAAAGGCCCCGCGUGUUGACAGAAACGCAGUUGGCACCAGGCUCAUCGCGAUAACUAGCUUAAUUAACGUGUCCAUCAGAUGGUAUCUGUAACGUGGAACCGUGCUCGGGCGGACGUGGUGCUCUAGCCGGUGCAUUAACAGCGCUUUUGGGGCGAAUUAUUCCUCUUACGGUUCCACCACAUCACUCAACCAAGCAUGAAUGAUGCUUUGUUGGCGGACCUUGAGUCCACAACAUCCCACAUUUCCAAGCGCCCACUCUUCCUGUCUGACGAGACCGCCUACUCCUUCCCUAUUGGGGGUCAGACCCAGCAAGACUUCUGCUCUCCACCCCAAGUCCCACCCACUCCCUCUGAGCAAACCCUGAACGGACUAGAUGAAACUGAGUCCUUCAGCUCAGCUCAGAGAAGUCCCUGGUCUAGAGAUAGCAGCAGUCCAAACCAACCCACUGGUGAAGAGGACCACGUAUACAGUUUCCCUAAUAAGCAGAAGAGUAGUGAGUCAUCAGCUGUUGCCAUGAACUCAUCUUUGGGCAGCAACCUGUCUGAGCUGGACCGCCUGCUGUUGGAGCUCAACGCUGUCCAGCAAAGCACCCCUGCCUUCCCCACAGAAGAAGAAGCAGCUCCACCACUGCCUGGUAGCAGUAUCAUCCACCAUAUCCACGAGAAUGGGGUCUCUACUGCUGGCAAGGCCGUGCCACCUGUAAUGGAGAAGCCCAAACGCAGUGCGACAGCUCGAGGAAUAGAGGAUGUACGACCAAGUGUAGAGAGCCUUCUAGAUGAGCUGGAAAGUUCUGUGCCCUCACCCAUUCCCACACCUUUGGUGAUGUCAGAUGAACAAACAGAUGGACAAGAGGAAAUACCAGCACAGCAGCAAGCCAGAAUGUCUGCCUCCUCUGCCACACGAGAGCUGGAUGAGCUCAUGGCUUCCCUGUCUGACUUCAAAGUCCAAAGCAAUAUCCAGUCCCAGGGAAAGACGUCUCCCACUGUACUCCCCAAACCAGCCAACAAGCUGGACAACAUGCUGGGAAGUCUGCAGUCAGACCUCAACAGACUCGGAGUCCAGACUGUGGCUAAGGGCGUUUGUGGAGCCUGCAAGAAACCCAUUGUUGGACAGGUGGUGACUGCCAUGGGCAGAACGUGGCACCCUGAGCACUUUGUGUGCACCCACUGCCAGGAGGAGAUAGGCUCCAGGAACUUCUUUGAGCGAGACGGACAGCCUUACUGUGAGAAAGACUACCACAACCUGUUCUCACCGCGAUGCCACUACUGUAAUGGACCCAUACUGGAUAAAGUAGUGACUGCCCUGGACAAGACCUGGCAUCCAGAGCACUUUUUCUGUGCCCAGUGUGGAGCCUUUUUUGGACCAGAGGGGUUCCAUGAGAAGGAUGGGAAGGCGUUCUGCAGAAAGGACUACUUUGACAUGUUUGCCCCUAAAUGUGGUGGCUGCGCCCAUGCCAUCCUGGAGAACUACAUCUCUGCUCUCAACUCUCUCUGGCACCCCGAAUGCUUCGUCUGCAGGGAGUGCUUCACGCCAUUCAUAAACGGCAGCUUCUUUGACCACGACGGCCAGCCCUACUGUGAGUCGCACUACCACGAGCGGCGCGGCUCGCUGUGCUCUGGCUGCCAGAAGCCCAUCACCGGCCGCUGCAUCACAGCCAUGGGCAAGAAGUUCCACCCGGAGCACUUUGUGUGCGCUUUCUGCCUCAAGCAGCUUAACAAAGGCACCUUCAAGGAGCAGAAUGACAAGCCCUACUGCCACGGCUGCUUUGUCAAACUCUUCAGUUAGACUGCGGGUCUCUGUGUGAAUGUGUGCGUGUACACAUCUGCACGCAUUUAUUCUGGUGUCUAAAUCACAUGUCUGGCAUAUAUGAUUCAGUGAAGUGGUUCUUAAGACAGAGGGUUUUAAUUCUCUGGUGGAUUAUAUCAGGACGGGAAAUGUCUCUGAGUAUUGACUCUUGACAUUGAAUGGACUUCCCUGGUUGUCCAACCUCUCAGGUUUGGCAUUUCACACUUUUGCUAAAACAUUUUUAAGAGAGCCCAAAGAGAUUUUUAUUUAGAGGUUUAUUCCUGUGUGCAGCAAAGAAAAGACUAAUUUUCCCCAUGUGUGUGUGUACAUAUAUAAGCAUAUCAGAGAGGUCAUAAGAUUUCCUCAGAGCUGUGAUUUGUAAAUGAUUUUAUUCCCUCUCUGCAGGGCAACCUUGCACCAUAGGGUGGUUUUACAGUAUGCAGGUAUGAGACAACUACUUGAUUGCAGGGACCAUGGAGAGUUAAUCAGUUUUAGAAUAUCUUGAAUACCCACUGCGUGGCCAAUGAGUGUUAAUAAUCUGUGAAAAAGAUGUAUUUUUCUAGCUUUGAGAAGUAUUGAGGUGCCAUUUAAAAUAACCAUGACAACACUCCAUAUGUACACGCACACAGACACACACUGAACUCCGUCUUGACUUCCUUAAAACACCAGUUCAAACUCUUUGCACACACCAACCACAGAUCUUUUGAUGAGACCGUCUCAAAGGUGCAUUUUACAAGUUAGUGUCAUCAAGAUAUCAGUUCUUAUUUUUCUACUGUUUUACUAUUUAAUAAAAUGAACCCAGAUGUUUUCUCAGUAUCAGCAUACAGUACAUUCACGUGUGCUCGUGUAACUUCAUUGUUUCCCAAUGGAAGUGAAAUCAAUCAUUAGGAAAAUAACCACACUGAACUCGUUUUUCAUGUAGCCGCUUGGAACUUUCUUUUUAUUUUACUACUGCAAAGUGUGUUGUCAUUGACGUUAAUGAUGUUCAAAAUAAAUGAAACCAUUGCGGCUUGUGAUGACAAAAAGGUCAAUAAGAAUAAUAUAUGUACUGUGGUUAUAAAUCUUGAAAUUUUGGUGCGGGUUUUGAUUUAAAAAAAAAAAAAAAAAAAAAA